Messenger RNA from Strongyloides ratti, 606 nucleotides. RefSeq names its product Calcium-binding protein. Bases 1 to 606 code for a protein of 201 amino acids. Gene Ontology annotation, molecular function: calcium ion binding. The record is from RefSeq and is a predicted model, not a curated record. NCBI's taxonomy places the organism in Eukaryota, Metazoa, Nematoda, Chromadorea, Rhabditida, Strongyloididae. The transcript is spliced from 2 exons.
AUGGUUUCUGAAGAAGUUCUUGAAUUAAAAAAGAAAUUUCCCGAUGUUGAUGAAUUUCUUCUUGAAAAGUGGGAAAGAAUUUUUACACUUUUUUUUGAUAGAAAUCAUUCACACUCUGUAGAUCACAAUGAUUUUUAUCUUGUUAUUAGGCAAAUUAGAGAUAUCUAUGGUGCUGAGUCUGUCCAAAUGGAGUAUGCUCGCAAUACAAUGGAAGCACUUUUUACAGGACUUUGUGAAAUUGCAGAUAAAAACAAUGAUAAAUUAGUAUCAAUUGAUGAAUGGAUUACUUUAUUAAGAAAUGCUUACAAAAAGUCAAAUGAACCAUUACCAAAAUGGUUUGAUAAUUAUCAACAUUUUAUGUUCAAAUUGUUUGAUGUAUCUGCUGAUGGUGUCCUUGAUUUAGCUGAGUACACUGAUGGAAUGUGUGCAUAUGGAUUCAAAUAUCAAGAUUGUCAUAAAGCAUUUGAAGCAUUUGCUAAAAAUGAAAAAGGAGAAGCACUUCAUACAAUUGAUCCAGCACGUUGGAAAAAAUAUUUUACUCAACUUUUUUUUAGUACUGAUAAAUCUGUACUUGGAAAUCAUUUAUUUGGAUUACAAAUUGCAUAA